Tigriopus californicus is the source of this 743-nucleotide messenger RNA. RefSeq lists its product as uncharacterized. Lineage: Eukaryota; Metazoa; Arthropoda; Copepoda; Harpacticoida; Harpacticidae. The coding region runs from base 105 to 587 and encodes 160 amino acids. The transcript has 4 exons. The record is from RefSeq and is a predicted model, not a curated record.
AGCACUAAUAAAACUCGACGCAUUGCUUUCAAUUCUAAUUCAUUUUGUGUCCAGAUUGCCUUCACCCUAGACAAGCUUUUGUGAUUCCAAGUGACCCAUCGACUAUGAGAUCCUUAUUUGGCAUUCUUGCCAUUGCUGGUAUAGUUAUGUCGGAGGACUUCCAAUGCUACACUUGUGAAAACGAGUCAGGAUUGAUGGUUGAUUGCGGAACUUCCAUGGGAACACUGAAGCAAUGUCCAAACGAGUUCCACUUUUGUCUCACUGUUCAAGCCAAGAAUGCGGGCAAAGAAGAGACCAUCAAAGGUUGUGGUAAAAAGGAGCUGAACGAUUCUGCAUUUGAGGAGUUAAACCCAAAAGUAAAACAAGCAAUCAAAAAGGCAAUUGAGACACCAGCUCUACCUAAAAUUUGGAUCGACGGUUGCUUGGAUAUUACCGAAGGCGAGUCGAAACAGGUUCAAUCGACAGUUUGCUUUUGCUCUACUUCUAAGUGCAAUGCUGAAGGUAGCAAUGGGAAUAGUGCAACUGGUUCUGAAAUAAUGAACUCCCUUGUAGCGUUCGGUGCUCUCAUCCUGCGCCGCUUUGCUUGAAAGAUCGCGAGGAACAAUUGGGAGAAUAAUAAUUUUCAAUUCUCUUACAUGUACUAUUGAAGAAUUGGGACCACUUUUGUCUAAAAGGUCGUUGGUUUUUUCUGGUUUGUCUUACUGGUUUGACAUAUAAUAUCCGAAUAAAAUGUUUGAUGAGUA